UGGUCACCUUUGCCAUGACAUCUCGACUAUUUACUAGACCAUCAACACAUUACACUAUAUAAGAAGCAUCCUUUAAGGGUAUUUUCAUAACUGAAGUAAACAACAAUAGUAAGAGAUGAAGACAAUAGUUUGUAUAGUGAUCGUAGUGGCAUGUAAUGAUGCUUUGGCUUUGUUACCAGUGCCAUUAGAAAAGCAGUUGAUAGAAAAUGUGAACAGGUAUAAAGAAAGCAACUUCCGGUGGAAUGUACGAAAUCUUGACGAAGACAGCUUCAUAUCGUUGAGGAAACUAGAGGAGAAAAAAGACAGAGACUUUACUGAGUAUCUUAAAAUAAAGCAGAAUGAAGCCAGAAAUAAAUUAAACAAUAAGAGUCCAAAUUCACAUUCACCAAGGAAUGUAAUGAUGACUUUAAAAGAGGUUGAACCAAUGACCAUGAUGUACAGCAACAAGUUGGAAACUACAAAUCUAGAGCCACUGUCAAUGUUGUACAGCAAAGAACCACCACAAGUAAUGAUGUACAACGCAAAAGAUCUGCAGCCGUCACCGAUGAUGUACAGGAACAAUUUAGGCACCGGUACUCUGCCAAUAGAAAUUACUGGCAAAAGGUCACCACAAGUGAUGAUGUACAAUGCAAAAGAUAUGCAGCCAUCGUCAAUGCUAUAUAGUAACACAUUAAAUAUUGAAAACCUUCAGCCUUUAUCAAUGAUGUACGGAAAGAGGUCACCACAAGUGAUGAUGUAUAAUGCAAAAGAUAUGCAGCCAUCAGCAAUGCUAUACAGUAACAUAUUGGAUAUCGAUCAUCUUCAGCCAUUAUCUAUGAUGUAUGGAAAAGGGUCACCACAAGUUAUGAUGUAUAAUGCAAAAAAUAUGCAGCCAUCAUCAAUGCUAUACAGUAACAAAUUGGAUAUCGAUAAUCUUCAGCCAUUGUCAAUGAUGUACGGGAAAAGGUCGCCACAAGUGAUGAUGUAUAAUGCAAAAGAUAUGCAGCCAUCGGCAAUGCUGUACAGUAAUUCAUUGGAUGCAGAUAAACAUCAACCCUUGUCAAUGAUGUACGGAAAAAGGUCGCCACAAGUGAUGAUGUAUAAUGCAAAAGAUAUGCAGCCUUCCGCAAUGCUGUACAGUAAUUCAUUGGAUGCAGAUAAACAUCAACCCAUGUCAAUGAUGUACGGAAAAAGGUCGCCACAAGUGAUGAUGUACAAUGCAAAAGAUAUGCAGCCUUCCGCAAUGCUGUACAGUAAUUCAUUUGAUGCAGAGAAACAUCAACCUAUGUCAAUGAUGUACAAAAAGAGGUCACCACAAGUGAUGAUGUACAAUGCAAAAGAUAUGCAGCCAUCAUCAAUGCUAUACAGUAACACGUUGGAUAUCGAUAAUCUUCAGCCAUUGUCAAUGAUGUACGGAAAAAGAUCACCACAAGUGAUGAUGUAUAAUGCAAAAGACAUGCAGCCAUCGGCAAUGCUGUACAGUAAUUCACUGGAUUCAGAUAAACAUCAACCCUUGUCAAUGAUGUACGGAAAAAGGUCGCCACAAGUGAUGAUGUAUAAUGCAAAAGAGAUGCAGCCUUUGGGAAUGCUGUACAGUAAUUCACUGGAUUCAGAUAAACAUCAACCCUUGUCAAUGAUGUACGGAAAAAGGUCGCCACAAGUGAUGAUGUAUAAUGCAAAAGAGAUGCAGCCUUUGGGAAUGCUGUUCGGUAAUUCACUGGACGAAGAUAAACAUCAACCCAUGUCAAUGAUGUACAAAAAGAGGUCACCACAAGUGAUGAUGUACAAUGCAAAAGAUAUGCAGCCAUCGGUAAUGCGAUAUAGUAACACAUUGGAUACAGUUAAUCAUCAACUAAUGUCAAUGUUGUUCGAGAAAAGGUCCCCACAAGUGAUGGCAUACAAAGCCGUGCUAAAUGAUAAAAAACCUAGGCAUAUCAUGAUUUGUGCUGGAACCAAUGUCUCUGUUACUACCAUAGAGAGAAAUGAAUCGGCAAACCAGAACAAUCAAGUGAUAGAGCUUUCAAGUUUUAUAAAUCAGUGGUUCAAAAUGACUUAUACACUUGUCAAGGAGGCACCUUUAGAAGAAAGCAAAUUUUUUAGCACAUGGAAACAGACUAUCUCUAUUUUUGGGCAUGAUGAUUUAACUCGACAAUACUUUAAACUAAAAUAUCCAGCUUUGAGUCAAGAAACAGUAAUACAUGAAAUUUCAAAAUCCAAUGUCUUUGAAAAACUCUUCUGGCCUUUUGCUUACGACAUUGGUUUCAUGAAUCAAAAACUUGGUCUUCUUGGUUUCUCCGGAUUGGUCGCAACACCAGAAAAACAGAAGCUUAUGUUUUAUGAAAUUCUUGAAAAGUUCCAAACUCUAAAAAUUCCUGUUCAGAGCAAUAAGAUAGUAUACAGUUUUAAUGAUUCCCUUGUGAUCGAUGCAUUAAAUUGUUCUGGUCUUCAAGAAAUGAGCAGAGAAUAUGUAGAUGCGGGACUUCAUUUGUAUACACUAGAAGAACAAGCUUAUAUACUAGGGAAAGUUGAAGCAGCGAUGUCACUUAUAAAUGACACAAUGCCAGAACUAUACAAAGUUAUUCAUCAAAUUGUAUCAUGCAUAGCGUUUUACAAGGCAGAGCAUCCGGGUUUUGCUGGUGGAAGUAUAAGUUCUGCUCUCGGGCUUAUCUGGCAAGAUCCUAAUUCAUAUAAGGAACAGACAGUGGCGCAUUAUGCCGAACAAAUAGUCCAUGAAUUUAUACAUACAUCUUUAUUCCUUGCCGACCUUGUACAUGGAACAUUUUCUGACUACAGAUUGCUCUCCAUGGCAAAAGUCUAUUCACCAAUACGUCAUGAACUUCGUGAUUUUGACAAAACCUUUCAUGCCUCUUAUGUUUCGACAGGGGUUGCUCUUUUCCAUGCACGAGCUGGUAACUGGGAGAAAGCAGUUAAACUUGCUGAACCAUUGAGAGCAUCUGUAGAAGGUCUUACUAUGUUAGAUAAUGAAGUGGGCGUACUGAAUGAUUCGGGAAGAGCCAUGUUACAAGCCAUGGAAGAUUUCUUAUUUGUUAUUCGUCUUAUGUGAAAGUUUUGAGUUAAAUAUUAUAAUUAAAUGUUUUAUAUAAUAAAAGGUUUAUUUUUUA
Molecule: messenger RNA, 3101 nt
Organism: Ruditapes philippinarum (Manila clam)
Lineage: Eukaryota; Metazoa; Mollusca; Bivalvia; Venerida; Veneridae
Exons: 3
Coding region: 116-3043 (975 amino acids)
Source: RefSeq, a predicted model, not a curated record